GAUAUUUAGAAAUAUUAUCAGUCUGUUUCUAGCAUUAGAAAUAUAUUUUUGAACACAUGUAAUAUUACUACAAGAAGCAGUUUCCCUUUUGUAAGAAAACCCAUGAUACAGUUUUUUGAUCAUGUGUAUAGUAGAAAAGCUUGAGUAUGGAUAAUCCAGAAUGACCACAAUAUGGUAUUCAGGCGAGUGGAGAACCGUUGCAGGUGUGCUUAAAAGUUUCACCUCUUUGAACCUCACCCUCAGAUUCUGGUAUGGUGAAGUCUUCAUUGGAGGUUAUGAUGCUUGUUACUGUUGAGAAUGUGACGCUCUGUAGGGGUUCUUCUCAGUUGGUAUGGAGUAUCCAGCAGCAGCUGUCAUUGAAUUUUAUUCUAGCCAUUUAUUUAGUUUUCCUUACUUCUGAAGAAAAGUAUUUAUAUUUUGCUUUAAGUAAUUGGAAUAAAACAUUUUAAGUAAAAAUUUUAAUAUUUUACUGAAUUAGACAUAGUGUGUAAAGCCAGUAUAUGCUUUGGCAGCCCAUAUACUAAAAUUGGAAUAAUACAGAGAAGAUUAACAUGGCGCUGUGCAAGGAAUGACACGCAAUUUUGUGAAGCAUUCCAUAUUUUGUGCAGUUCCUGAGCAUUGUACCACCCUUUGCAGAGGAACUCUGAGAAAAUGGUAUGAGUCAGAGCACAGUGUGUGGCACUGAAUAAUGAAAUUGUGAUUUUUCACUACUAAAAAUAUAUUCAGUAAACUGGUACCCUGUUAAUGAAUUCAUUAUCAGUUUAGUGUAUGUGUGGAUGUGUGUGUGUGUGUGUGUGUGUGUGUGUGUAUUUAAAGACUAUCAAAGAAUGUGUUUUUUAGACCCAACCAGAAUUACUGAGUGUUAGAGAUAUUAAAAGAAUCUCUUAAUAUGUAAUUUAACUUUUAAUUGUAUUCCUUUAAUAAAGGAUUUCUGAAACAGUAUCUCAUUACUUAGAUUCAUUGGAAUUUUUUUUUUCAUGUUUUUAUUUAUUUACGUAAUCUCUGCCCAACGUGGGGCUGGAACUCAAAACCCAAGAUCAAGAGUCACAUGCUUUACCAGCUGAGCCAGCCAGGUGCCCCUAGAUUAAUUGAAAUUUAAAGCUGAGACCUUUGACUAUACAUUACAGAUGAAGCUCAGUGUGAUUUAUACUUUAUUUUCUUUAGCUUAUCUGAUUUUGUCUAUUAUUCGUACAUACAUAUUUAAGAUCACAAAAGUAAGAAAAGGUAAUUCUUCUAAUACACAUUUUGAUAUUUCUGAACUUUAGUAUUCAGAUUCCAGUCUCAGCAAUAUAUCAUCACAUCUUAUUACUUAUCGUAUUUUUUAUUCUUUUGUAGUUUAACCGAUCCUGUGUCAUUUCAUGGUAAUCACAUACAGUAAUGAUAAGUACAAUUUAUAUUGUACUUUAUAGAAUAUUGUUCAUAUGCUUUCUCAUUUAAUAUUUACAAUAACCCUGUGAAAUAUAGAAAAGGUACUAAUUUUUUUUUUCACCUUAUAGAUGAAGAAACGAAGACAGAGAUUGAGACUUGUCUAGAGUAACCCAAACCAAUGACAAAACUGAGGUUCAGAGAACUUGAAGCUUGCCCCAAUGUCACAGAGCAGAGACAGAAGUAAAACUUGUAUUUCCCGACUUGCAGAUUAGUGUUAUUUCUACUUCAAGCUAUUACUUCUUGGUGAGUUAAUGUGGGAAAAAUUCUGGUAUUUUGAAGAUGUCUUGGCACAGUAUUGUUUCCUGUUUAAAUUACAAGUAACUUCAGUUUUUAGAGAAAAAAGAAGUUGGGAUUUUUUUGUAAAAUCAUGCCAUCUGAACAGAAACCCUUAUUUUUUGAUGAAAAACAAACUACUUUAAAAAAUUACGAUGUGAAAAAUGAGAUAGUGGACACUAUCAGAUCAGUACCUAGGCCAAAAAUUGCACAAAGUAGUUUUCAUUAUGAACUAAAAAAUGUGAAAAUUGAUUUGCCGAAGAUACAUAUUCCAAAUGAAAUCUUUUUGAAACAUGAAGUUGACAAAUACAGAAAAUUAUUUCAGCGUCAACCACAGACUGCAAGAAAAUCUAUCAGUGUAAAGACUGUAAGCUGUGUAGAGGAGUGUAUGUUGCUCCAUAAGUCUGAGAGAGUUGAAGAGGAGGGUUUAAAAAUGUCUGCAAAAAUACUCAAUUUCAACUGUUUAAAAUGCCGAGAUAGCACUCGAUAUAGUCCAAAUGAUUUGCAGAAACACUUUCAAAUGUGGCACCAUGGUGAAUUACCUUCCUAUCCUUGUGAAAUGUGCAGUUUUUCAGCAAAUGACUUCCAGAUAUUUAAACAACACAGAUGGACACAUAGAAGCACUUUAGUAAAAUGUGACAUUUGUAACAAUGAGAGUGUAUAUACUUUAUUAGACUUGACAAAGCAUUUUGCAUCCACACAUUGUGUAAAUGGUAGUUUUCAGUGUGAAAAGUGCAGAUUCUCCACCCAGGAUGUUGGCACAUUUGUUCAGCACAUUCAUAGACAUAAUGAAAUCCAUUAUAAAUGUGGUAAGUGCCAUCAUGUAUGUUUUACCAAAGGAGAGCUUCAGAAGCACCUUCAUGUUCAUUCUGGUACAUUUCCCUUCACUUGUCAAUAUUGUAGCUAUGGUGCUACUAGGAGAGAGCACCUGGUAAGACAUGUUAUAACUUUGCACAAAGAACACUUAUAUGCGAAAGAAAAACUGGAAAAAGACAAAUACGAAAAGAGGUUGGCAAAGACUUCAGCAGGACUUAAGCUGAUACUGAAGAGAUACAGAAUAGAUGCAUCAAGGAAGACGUUCUGGAAACGCAAAAAGAUCAACAACGGAAGUGACAGAAGUAUAGAAAAAAACACUCAAGUGCUCAAAAAAGUGAACAAAACACAGGCUAAAUCUGAAGACCAGAGCCAUCUUGUUCAAGAGCAUUUAAAUGAAGAAAAGGAUGAAAGACCACACUGUGAGAAUAAUGAUAAACCUGCUGAGUCAGAGUCAGAAAAGCCAACUCUUCUGUCCACUGGGCAAUAUAAUAGAGUUGAAGAGGGAUCAAAUUCUACUCUAGGUUUCUUGAAGACUGCUGUACAAGGACCUACAGUGUUAAUGGUGAAAAAUAAUAGAAUAACAAUUCCUGCUAACUACAGUGCUGAUUUUAUGGGCUUUAAGAUGGUGGAUGGAAAACAACAUAUAGUAAUAAAAUUGUUACCUACCAAUAAACAGAAUUUAUAUUCACCAGGCUCACAGUCAGAUGCUGCAAAGGAGAGUACUGCCAAUUUGCAGCCCCGGACUUUGGACACUACUGGAUUUUUAGCAGGAGUAACAACUGAAUUAAGUGACACCGUUUACAUGAAAGCAACUACCCCAUUUUCAUGUUCAUCUUCUAUACUUUCAGGGAAAAUAAUGUCAGAAAAAGAAAUGGCUUUGCUAUCUCAAACAAGUAAUGUGCUUCAAACAAUGGAUGAUGAAAAAAAUGUGUCGUCUUUGUCAGCAUCAGAAUUGGUUUCAGCAUCAGUGAAUUUGACCACAAAAGCUGAAACAAAAGAUAAUAUUGACCUGUGGGGAAGUUAUAUUACUCAGAGUCACCCUGAGAUGUCAGGUGCUGCCAUUAGAAGUCCAGAUAAAGUCAACUGUACUACCAAACAAAAUGCAUCUAACAGUGGGGAUAUGCAUAACUACUGCAUUAAUUAUGUCAACUCUGAGUUACCUGUUGAAUCUUCCAACCAAGGAUCAUUGCCCUUUCAUAAUUACUCAAAAGUAAAUAAUUCUAAUAAACGGCGUAGAUUUUCAGGAACAGGAAUGUGUGAAAACCCUCAAAAAGAACCUUCAUCAAGCAAGACAGUUGUUCAGCAACCAAUAAGUGAAUCAGUUUUGUCUCUAGUGAGGAAAGAGAGCUCAAAUCCAGAUAGCAUGUUAGCAUCUAUUAGCCUUUUGAAUACUAAAGAUGGAACUUUAAAAAUGCAAGCUGAAAUUGAAGAACAGUGUGUUUUAGAAAAAGGACAAAACAGCGACGGACAGAACUUAUACACUAAUGAAAAUAAAAAUUUAGAGAGCUUGACUGAGAAAUCUAAGUGGGAUAACAUUUCUAAUGUUGAGUCACCUAUGAUGCCUAGAAUCACCUCUGUUUUCUCUCUCCAGAGUCAACAGGCAUCAGAAUUUUUGCCGCCUGAAGUAAACCAGUUACUUCAGGAUGGAUUAAAAACAAAAUCUGAGGUAAAACAAGACUCUAGUAAUAGUAACACCCCAGAUAAAGGUCUGCCACUUCAUUGUGACCAGUCAUUUCAGAAACUUGAGGGAGAAGGCAAAAUAGUUGACUCUUCAAAAGACUUCAAAGUACAAGGCAUUUUCUCUAUGCCAUCUGGUAGUAUAGGGAUUAAUGUGCCUACCAAUGAUCUGAAUUUAAAAUAUAGUGGAAAAGAAAUACAAAAUCUGUCAAUAUCACAAGAUGUGAGAGAUUCAGAAAAGACACCUAGAAUUUCAGGUAUUGGCACAUUACUUAAGACUCAGUCAGAUGCAAUAAUAACACAGCAGCUCGUAAAAGAUAAACUGCGAGCCACUACACAAAAUUUAGGUUCUUUAUAUAGGCAGAGUCCACUUCUGAAUUCAGAACCAAAAAAGGCUAUAUUUGUUCAGACUCCAAAAGGCUUUUUUGUACCAUUGCACAUUGCUAACAAGCCUGGAUUACAUGUUGUUUCAGGAAGGCCACUUCCAUUGGUUAAUACACAAGGUGUACCUGCUUCUCUUCUUUUAAACAAGAAACCUGGGAUGAUCUUAACAUUUAAUAAUGGGAAACUGGAAGGUGUUUCCACUGUCAAAACUGAGAGUGCUCAGGCUUGUGGAACUACAGCUAAGGAGCCUUGCAGAAUACCUUUUUUAAAGGUAGAGCGAAACAGUAAUUGUCUGACACCUGCACUUUGUUCCAGCAUUGGCAGUUGUUUGAGCAUGAAAAGUAGCUCAGAAAAUACUUUGCCAUUAAAAGGACCCUACAUCAUCAAAACAGCAAAUUCUUCAGCGAAAGCUGUUCCUACUCCUAAUACAGUACCUGAGCAUCAGGGCACCAAGUUGAAUAUCUUGGACUCCGUAAAACAGCAGAAUGAGAUUUUUCCAAAACCACCUCUUUAUACCCUCUUGCCUGAUGGCAAACAAGCUGUUUUUUUAAAGUGUAUGAUGCCAAAUAAGACUGAGCUGCUUAAGCCUAAAUUAGUCCAAAAUCGUACAUAUUAUCAAAACAUACAGCCAAAGAAACCUGAAGGAACACCACAGAAAAUAUUGCUGAAAAUUUUUAACCCUGUUUUAAAUGUGACUGCUGCUAACAAUCUGUCUGUAAGCACCUCUGCAUCCUCAUUGCAGAAAGACAAGGUACCAUCUAAUCAGACUACAGGAGGAGAGCAGAGAGAGCCAGAAUCUUCUAGAGAUGCCUUACCCUUCUUACUAGAUGAUAUGAUGCCAGCAAAUGAAAUUGUGAUAACUUCUACCGCAACAUGCCCAGAAUCUUCUGAGGAACCAUUAUGUUUCACUGACCGUUCAGACACCAGGGUAUUAAGGUGUAAAACAAAUUGUACAAUCGAGAGAAGCUUCAAUAGAAAAAAGACUUCGAAAAAAAAAUUUUCAAGAGUAAAAUCUCAUGCAAGAAGUAAAGAUUCUGAAACUGCCUUUGUAUCUAGAAACAGAAACUGUAAACGGAAGUGUAGGAAUAGUUACGAAGAACCUCCAAGAAAAAAAGCAACAUUACAUAGAAAGUGUAAAGAAAAGUCUAAACCUGAAGAUGCCCGUGAAUCAUUUGAUUUUAGCAGACCAAGGCUUUCAAGAGAUACAGUCAGAACUUUGCGGCUUUUCCCCUUUAGUUCCAAACAGCUUGUGAAAUGUCCUAGGAGAAACCAACCAGUUGUGGUUUUGAAUCAUCCUGAUGCAGAUGCACCAGAAGUAGUAAGUGUGAUGAAAACUAUUGCUAAAUUUAAUGGACGUGUACUUAAGGUUUCAUUGUCGAAAAGAACUAUCAGUGCUUUACUGAAGCCAGUGUGUGAUAAUGCCUCGAAAACAAUUUAUGGUGAUUUUUCCAAAAGACAUAAAACAUUGAAACCUGUUAGUUCUGUGAAAGAAAGAUUUGUGCUAAAAUUAACACUCAAAAAGACAAGCAAAAACAAUUAUCAGAUCGUGAAGACUACCUCUGAAAAUGUUCUGAAAGCUAAAUUUAACUGUUGGUUUUGUGGUAGAGUAUUUGACAAUCAGGAUGCUUGGGCUGGUCAUGGGCAGAGACAUCUAAUGGAAGCCACUCGUGACUGGAAUAUGUUAGAAUAAUUUACUGUAGUUACCAAGGAAAAGAAAAGUAAAAUUAUCUUAGGAGAAAACAUGGGUUGAAUUACCUUAAGGCAGACGUUUUCUACUUCAGUAUAGUACCUAAAAUUGAGCAUCUGAAAGUUGGCUGAAUUUCCAUGGGAGACUAAAAAAGUUUUAUGUGUGGUAUUUGAAAAUGCUAUCACUGCACACAUAAGUUUAGCAAGAAACUAAUUGCAGCACAGAUGUACCUUGAUUUAAUUUUUAAAAAUGUGUUCUUGGGAAGUUAGGGCUAAAGAAAAUUUUGAUAAAACAGUUUUCCCAAUUUAGUUAUAUAGGGACUCUUAGUAGAGGGGCAUGGCUGACAGCUGCAUCCCCUCCCUCCUUCACCAGCCUUACGAAUCUGGUAGGUGUAGCUUCUCUGAAGAUGGAGGAGGCUCUUUCACCAUGGAGCUGAAGGAGUUUCUCCUCAUUUGGGAAGACACCAAGAGUUUGAGUAAAGAAAUUAACUUUACAUCUGCUAAAUAUAGUUCUUUUUGAAGGGUAUUAGGCUCCUCUGAGAGCACAGAUACACCACAUAAUGCUUGAACAGAGUUUUUCACAAGUAAAUCUCUUUUUUCUCUGCGCUGUGUCCCAAAUCAGGAAUUGGAAUACCUUCCCAAGGUGAUUUUCUUUUUCUAAAUGGCUAUGUCAGGCAUUUGUAGAUGGGCAGCCUCCAAAGAAUUAAACUCUCUUGGUCCCGUUUAAAGUCUGAUUAAAGAACUUGAACACUUUUCUGAAUUUGAUGAUAAUCUCCAGUGAUUCUUUUGCACAGAACUAUGCUUAUUUGAUUUAAAUUGUUUGUCCCCCAUAAACCAAAUGGCCAAUUUUUAUCUUGGUUUUCAUCCAUUUAAAAAGUGGAACAUAGAAGCACUUCCAAGGGAAUGGCUUUUCUUGAAAAUUAAGAAUCACUCUACAGAAACAAUAUUUUGAAGCAAGAUUAGCAAAGUAAAUCAGAUUUUUGCUCUUUAAUUACUAUACGUGUCUGAAUAUGUACGUACACAUUGGGACAAACCAUUUUUGUUAGCACCUUUUUGGUCUCGCUGACAACCCAAAGCAGAUUAUUUUACUGAUUGUUGGCAGUUGAAAUGAAGACGCAUUAAUAGUGGACUCAGUGGCAGGACAUAAAACUUCAGUUACAGAUUCCUAGGGGAUAUACCCAGCAGGUAGAGUUUUAAAAGGGAUAUUUUCAGGACAACAACAGAAUCAUCGACUGAAACUUCACCGUGUAAGUUUGGAUCAAAUUUUGUUGGAUUAUUGAAUAAUGGAGUUCUUAUAUUACAAAUUACUGUAUAAUUUUUGUUAUAUUGUUACUAUAAGUGUUAAAACAUUUUCAUUAAUUGAAAACUUCAGGGCUUCUUUUCUGUAUAUAAGAAAGAAUUUAAACUUGUACAUAUUUUUGUACCUUUCAGUUUGUUAUGUAAAUUUUGCACAGAAGAUUUUUGACAUAAAAGGUUUAUUUUCCUUCAAUUUAGUUCUGUGCAUGCACUAAUAAAACUGUUGUUUAAUUUAAAAGGAAUAUGUAAGACUUUACCCAUGUUAUUUUCUUGGUUUUUAUUUUAGAUGUAGAAUUUUUUUUUUUUUUUUGGGUAAAUUCAUUUUUCAGGGAUUGAACACUAUUGUUAGCAAGUGCCUAAAAGAUGUGAAACAGUUUACAUAUGUCAACUGUAACAGUAGGUCCCAAAUGGGCCCAUUUCCCCAAAAGUUUUAUUUUAAAGAAAGCCAUACAUAGAUGCUUCAAGCUAUCUUGCUAUGCACAUUAUACACAUGUACUUUUUUUGUGCAGUUUGUCUACUUUCCUAGUGAAGUAUUUUUUGUAUAAAACCUGUUAAAAUUGUGUUUCUUAAAUUGAGCCUAAGAAUGGAGUUGAUUGGAAAUAUACAGUAUAUAUUAAUAAUGUAUAUGGUGUUUAAAGAAUGGUAAGCAAUGUUAAUUUCUGUAAUGAAUAUUUUCAUCAAUUAAAUUUAUCUUAAGUUUGUGUUUA
Mustela lutreola (European mink) is the source of this 8267-nucleotide messenger RNA. RefSeq names its product zinc finger protein 518A (gene ZNF518A). The record is from RefSeq and is a predicted model, not a curated record. NCBI's taxonomy places the organism in Eukaryota, Metazoa, Chordata, Mammalia, Carnivora, Mustelidae. The transcript has 3 exons. Gene Ontology annotation, biological process: regulation of transcription by RNA polymerase II. Gene Ontology annotation, molecular function: RNA polymerase II transcription regulatory region sequence-specific DNA binding; DNA-binding transcription factor activity, RNA polymerase II-specific. The coding region runs from base 1796 to 6268 and encodes 1490 amino acids. Gene Ontology annotation, cellular component: nucleus.